AUGGCUGCCCUUGCAUCCGCUCCCCGGUACCCAGACCUCACCCUCACCCUCACCCUCACCAUCACAUCUUCAUAUCAUAGACCCCCAAUCCCCAGCUCUCACCAUGACCUCCCCCUCCACCCUCGCACAAUCCCUCACCCCGCAGCCAUCCACGCCGCCUACACCCUCAUCCAACCCCACGUGCACCAGACCCCCCUCCUGACCUGCCAAACGCUCAACACCAUCGCCUCGACCCCUCAAUCCGCAGAAGCUUUGAGUGUUACCCCCUACGAGGGCCAAGCCCCCGCCAACCCGACCUUCCGGUUCUUCUUCAAAUGCGAGAACUACCAGCGGAUCGGCGCGUUCAAGGCGCGAGGGGCCUUCCACGCGCUGCUGCGGCUGAUCGCGGAGAAGGGGAAGGAGGAGGUGGCGAGAAGAGGGGUGAUUACGCAUAGUUCGGGAAACCAUGCGCAAGCGCUCGCUCUGGCCGCCUCCACCCUCGGGGUCCCGGCCUACAUCAUCAUGCCGACCAUCAGCACGCCAUCCAAGAUCGCAGGGACAAAGUCGCACGGCGCGGAGGUGAUCUUCAGCGGGUCUACCAGUGUUGAGCGGGAGGCUGUGGUGGAGGAGGUGCAGGCGAAGACGGGGGCGAUCCUGGUGCCGCCGUAUGACGACUUCAAUAUCAUCUGCGGUCAGGGCACGUGUGCGCUUGAGCUGGAGGGCCAGUAUCGGGACCUUGUGAAGGAAAAGCCGCAAUUGAGUAUUCGCUCCGAGGGAAAGGCGCUCGACGCGGUGAUUACGCCUAUCGGAGGAGGGGGGCUGAAUGCCGGUGUUGCGACGUUUUUCUCAGAUAAGACGACGAAGGUGUUUGGUGCGGAGCCGAGCUUUGAGGGCGGCGAUGAUUGUCGUCGCGGGUUGGACACCGGGGAACGUGUUGAUGCGGUGUCGACGCUGACCAUUGCGGAUGGGCUGCGCACGCCCGUCGGGCUGUUGAAUUGGGAGGUCAUCGCGGACCGGGAGAAGGUUGCGGGGGUGUUUGCUGUCACGGAGGAGCAGAUCAAGGCGGCGAUGCGGCUGGUGUUAGAGCGGAUGAAGGUGGUGGUGGAGCCGAGUGCCGUGGUGGGUUUGGCGGUUUGUCUGUACAAUGAGGAGUUUCGACGACUGGUGGAGAAGGAGGCUCCGGAGGGGUGGGACGUGGGCAUUGUGUUCAGUGGAGGAAAUACCACUGUCGAGGCGAUCGGGAAGCUGUUCAGCUGAGGUUGCGG
Molecule: messenger RNA, 1244 nt
Organism: Aspergillus heteromorphus CBS 117.55
Lineage: Eukaryota; Fungi; Ascomycota; Eurotiomycetes; Eurotiales; Aspergillaceae
Product: threonine/serine dehydratase
Exons: 3
Coding region: 1-1236 (411 amino acids)
Biological process (GO): D-serine biosynthetic process; L-serine metabolic process; pyruvate biosynthetic process
Molecular function (GO): magnesium ion binding; D-serine ammonia-lyase activity; threonine racemase activity
Source: RefSeq, a predicted model, not a curated record